AUGGAAGCUCAAGGACAGAACACAUCCUACUCAAUCUGCACUAAGGAGUUUCAGUGUGGAAACUUAAAUCUUCCUAGUGGCUGUUCAUUUAUUCAUUUACCAGUGAAAUCAAAUUCAGAAGCAAAAUCAAAUGAUAGUGGCUUAUUUCAUCUGUUAACUGAUGAAGUUAUACUAGGAUGGACCGUGUCUGAUGCAUGUAAUCAAUGUUAUUAUACAGGAGGCAGGUGUCAAACUGAUAAUAGUACUAACAACUUUUUUUGUUAUAAUACCAACAAAGGACAGAUAAAAGUGACGAAAGUGAUUGUUGCAGCAUUUAUCGGUUCCCUUAUUGGACUCUGCACAAUUGCCUGUGUUCUAUGGUUUUACAAGAGGAGGAAAAAUUAUUCUUCACCAUUUCUUUCAAGAAAUACAUCUGGUAUUUCAAUGAUUCAUCACGAGCUCGAGGAACGUUGUGAAUACCUAGGGAUCCCAAUAUUCUCCUAUGCAGAACUUGAAGAAGCCACCAAUAAAUUCAACUCUUCCGGACAACUUGGUGAUGGAGGCUAUGGGACUGUGUACUAUGGAAAACUUAAAGAUGGAAAAGAACUUGCAGUUAAGAGCCUUUAUGAGCACAAUCACAGGCAAAUGCAGCAGGUCAUAAAUGAACUUGAAAUUCUUACUGGCCUUAGGCAUCCGAAUCUUGUUACCCUUUAUGGAUGCACAUCAAGGCGUAGCCUUGAACUCUUCCUUGUUUAUGAGUACAUUCCCAAUGGAACAAUUGCUGAUCAUCUGCAUGGCCAUAGAGCGAAGGAUAAAUUACUAACAUGGCCUAUAAGGCUCAAAAUCGCCAUAGAAACAGCUAGUGCAUUGGCUUACCUUCAUGCUUCUGACAUCAUACACCGAGAUGUCAAGACUAAUAACAUUCUCCUGGACAAUGAUUUUUGUGUCAAAGUAGCAGAUUUUGGGCUAUCAAAACUCUUCCCCAAUGAUGUUACUCAUAUUUCAACUGCACCUCAGGGAACACCGGGAUAUGUUGAUCCUCAGUAUCAAGAAUGUUACCAGCUUACUGAUAAGAGUGAUGUUUAUAGCUUUGGGGUUGUCCUUAUCGAGCUCAUAUCAUCAAAGCCAGCUGUAGAUAUGAAUAGAGAUAUGCACGAGAUAAAUUUGGCUAACUAUGCGAUGAACAGGAUACUAAAGUGCGCGUUUGAUGAGGUGAUCGAUCCAUCUCUUGGAUUCGAGACAGAUGCUGAAGUUAGGAGGAUGACAACAUCGGUUGCAGAGCUAGCUUUUCAGUGCUUGCAAGUUGUCAAGGACAUGAGGCCUUCAAUGCAGGAAGUAUUCGAGACGUUGAAGACUAUCAAAGACGGUGAAUGGAAAAACUAUCACAAAAAGGACACCAAUAGCUAUAAUACUAAGCCAAGAACUGUAAAAGUUCAUCGUCAUCCUUCUGAAACGGAUGAUGCUGUGUUAUUGAAGAAAAAUAUCCCAGCUUCACCUGAUACUGUGAUUGAUAAAUGGGCUAGUAGCUCCACUACAACUACUACUUCAUGUUAGAUACAUACCAAGAUUAGCAUGAUAUCAUUUUUAUAGAGUUUUCUUAGCUUGUUUUAGCCUGUUUAAUUGGUUGAUGCUUAAGGCAUAGUUCAUGAACAUAGUAAAUGAAGCUUUCUUAAAGUGUUAGUUAAA
Molecule: messenger RNA, 1665 nt
Organism: Lycium ferocissimum
Lineage: Eukaryota; Viridiplantae; Streptophyta; Magnoliopsida; Solanales; Solanaceae
Product: LEAF RUST 10 DISEASE-RESISTANCE LOCUS RECEPTOR-LIKE PROTEIN KINASE-like 1.1
Exons: 6
Coding region: 1-1533 (510 amino acids)
Biological process (GO): protein phosphorylation
Molecular function (GO): ATP binding; protein kinase activity
Source: RefSeq, a predicted model, not a curated record